Messenger RNA from Drosophila grimshawi, 1066 nucleotides. It is a transcript of the gene mge, whose product is annotated as mitochondrial import receptor subunit TOM22 homolog. Gene Ontology annotation, cellular component: mitochondrial outer membrane. NCBI's taxonomy places the organism in Eukaryota, Metazoa, Arthropoda, Insecta, Diptera, Drosophilidae. Bases 227 to 685 code for a protein of 152 amino acids. Gene Ontology annotation, biological process: intracellular protein transport. The transcript has 3 exons. The record is from RefSeq and is a predicted model, not a curated record.
CAGCUCAAUUGCGAACGAUACCGAUACCGAGACACUCGCAACGAGCACACAUAAAAUCAAUUUUUUUACAUUUACGAAUAAAACGACAGUGCUUAACUGAUUUUAAUUGUCUUAUUGAAAAUAUAAAAAAGGCCGCGUUAAAUUUCCCGGCAUAUAUAAUAUUUAACGAAUAGUUGAAAAUAAAGCCGCAAAAGUGGAUACCGAUAACGUAAAAGUCGAGGAUUUGAUGGACUCUGAUCCUGAUAUUGAGUUCAUUGAAAAGGAUAGCGGGAUGUCCUCGUUGGGUGGUAGCAAAGACGAAACGCCAGAGCGACGCACAGUGACAACAGUUGCAGCAAACGAUGAUCCACAGACAGAUGGUGAGAAUUACGAUGAUGAACCAGAUGAGUCGUUUGGCGAACGCAUGAUGGGACUGGCAGAAAUGUUCCCGGACUCGGUGCGCAAUACGGCGAGCAGUGUGGCCAGCGGCACAGUGAAUACCUGUCGCAGUCUCUAUCAGUUUGCGUGCAAUGCAUCGUGGAUAUUCUUCACGAGCUCCGUCAUCCUGUUUGCGCCCGUCAUCUUUGAGACGGAACGUGCCCAGAUGGAGGAGCUGCACAAGUCGCAGCAGAAGCAGGUGCUGCUUGGGCCAGGCAGUGCCAUGGCCGCAACUGGUCCGUCGCCCAGUUUACCAUUGAUUCGUUAAAAUACGUUAAGUUCCAGAUUCUCCACAAUAAGAAUUACUAAUAACUAAUAAUAAUAAUAAUGGGAGUAGUGUUUAAGUCAAUAAGUCCAAGUUCCCCUCCCCCGCUGCCAGUUAACAAUAAUAAACAGCAAAUAGCAGAAAAAGCAAACCAAUGCCAAGCUGCAAGCAUUUACCAACACUGCAACUAGGCAGUCAAUUUUAAUUCAUCCCAAUCUAGGCUUUAUUAAGAGUAAUUGUAAAUCUCUCUUUCAACACACAAUUAUUGUUUAAAGAAAGAAAUUAAUAAAACAUGCGUUUUUAAAAAAUGAUGAGACCUCAAAUAAAAAAAAAAACAUGCCAAGUGCGAAGUAUUUACUAACACUGCAAAGAGGUCGAUUUGAA